AUGAGGCGACACCAUGGUCGGGCGUUGUCCCCAUAUGCUGGGAGAGUCGCGGUUCCUCCGUCCGCGGAAGUCACACUAGUUCGCGACUUCGACCAGAAGAUCAAUCCCACCAAGCCUGUUCGACAAUCGCCGCUGGCGACAUCUGGCUUCCAAGGCAUGCCCCUGGAUCUAUUUGACCGCAUUCGAUCGUUCCCACUGUUUCAGUCUACGCCUGAUAGUUUCCUGGCGCAGCUGGGAAUGGUGCUCAAGCCCCAGAUGUACUCGGCAAAUGACUACAUCUUGAACGAAGGAGACGAUGCGAAGUCCAUGUACUGGCUCAUACGCGGAGCUGUUGCAGUCACGUCGAGGGAUGGCGAGAGCACAUACGCGGAACUCAAGCCCGGCGCAUUCUUUGGUGAGAUCGGCAUCCUGCUCGACAGGCCCCGAACAGCCACGGUCGUCGCAAGGACAAGAUGUCUGACUCUCAUACUCAAGAAAGAAGACCUGCAGAAGAUACUGCCAGACUAUCCCGACGUCGAGCGCGCAAUCAGGGAAGAAGCGCUCGAAAGACUGGCGCAGACAGAAAAGAAGAAACGACAAUUGAGAGCUGGGCUGGAAGACCGACCUGUCCCAGAACGGCGAGGGUCUAAACGCUCGCGAGAAUUGAUGGGCGAUGAAAUGGAGUGGAGUGAUAGUGAUUCAGUCAAUGGUACAAGCAAGCGACGCAAGUCACCCAGUCCUGGCACACAAGACAUUCCGACCGCGAGUGCGCUAGGUCACGGCCUGGUCAACAUCCGGGCCACACUGAAGGAGCUUCCUCUCUUCGCGACGCUUCCCGCCGAGAUGCUGCAUUUCUUGGGCCUCAACGCUCAGCCUCGGGGCUAUCCACCAUUCACCGAUAUCGUCAAGCAAGACAGUACAGGUCGCGAAGUUUUUUUCCUUGUAAGAGGAGAAGUCGAAGUGUUGGAUGAAAAGGCUGAUGUCGCGCCUCGUGGGCGCCGGAAAGACCAGCCAAAUGGUGUAUGUCAUGCGCCGUUCAUCAAAGCUCGGCUUCGACCUGGGCAGUAUUUCGGUGAAGUCGUCAGUCUGUCUCUUGCAGAUCGGAGGACUGCAACAGUACGGUCUGUCACGCAGGUAGAAUGCUUGAUGAUUUCCGAGAAUGUGCUGUCUGAGUUCUGGCGUCGGUGUCCUGCCGACAUCAAGUCUCAAGUCGAAGAGACAGCACGCAGACGACUACGUUCUGCUUCAGAGAACGACGUUAUUAUGGCUGAUAUUGGGUCCCCACCACCAAUCGGUGAGCUGGAAAUUGGCGAGAGAACCUCGAAGGUUCCCAAACCAUCUCCAUUACCAAGAGUCACAUUCCGUGACGCAGAAAGCAAGCAGCUUGUUACAGAAGACUCUGCGCCGAGUCAUCUCGAGCCUCUUGAUCCCGACCCCUUCUCGAGUGUCGGCCUCGACAAGGUCAAAUCGCGCUCGAGACGUGGAUCGCUUGCACCUCCGUCUCCCGAAGAAGUCUCACAGAUGUCCAAACGGCGAUCGUCACGAGCUUCGCCUACGAACUCGCAGAGUUCUUCUCCUUUCAGCUCCGCGGCAGGAACUCCGUCGCCAAUAUCAGAGCACAAAUCCUCAAGUUUCCCCUUUUCAGACCCCUUUGCUGGCGCGAAACGUCCCUCACCAAAACACAAUCUCACAUUUGGCGGGAAUAGAGGUACCAUUAGCGAUGAGAUUCUUCCCUUGGUCUUCGACCGCCUGGAAUUGCACGAAUGUAUGCGUCUUCAAGUAGUUUCACAGCAUUGGCAGAAUGUGCUUACCAAAUCACCUCUACUGUUCCGAGAACUCGACCUAUCCAGAUACAGCCGCUUCGUCAACGAUAGCGUGCUAGCAGAGAAGAUUUGUCCUUUUGUGGGUGAGAGACCAGAGAUCAUAGACAUCAGCAACUGCUUUCACAUCACUGAUGAAGGCUUCAACACGCUUGUGACUGCAUGCGGUGCAAAAGCUACGAGUUGGCGAAUGAAGAGUGUGUGGGAUGUCACCGCUCCCGCUAUUCUUGAGAUGUCAAAUCGAGCGAAAGGCUUGAAGUCGAUCGAUCUCAGCAACUGCCGCAAAGUGUCCGAUACACUGCUUGCUAGAAUCGUUGGCUGGGUUGUACCGCAACAGACGCAAGCCCAAUUACAACAGCAGAACCUGCUCAAUAAUCGUCAGAAGCUCACAAAUGGCAAUCGACCGACACUCAACACGAAAGUGAGCUCGUCCAAUGCUGUGAUACCAGCACCUGGUACAGUCCUAGGCUGUCCUGAUCUCUCAACGAUAUCUUUGAGCUACUGUAAGCACAUAACCGACCGCACCAUGCAUCAUAUAGCGAAUCACGCCGCCACACGUAUCGAGUCGAUCGAUCUGACGAGAUGUACGACUAUCACGGAUACUGGUUUCCAGUACUGGGGCAAUGCACGCUUCGAACGACUCAAACGUCUGUGCCUAGCGGACUGCACAUACCUGAGUGAUCAGAGUAUAGUGUGGCUUGUCAAUGGCGCAGGGCCUGGUCUUCGAGAGCUCGAUUUGUCGUUCUGCUGUGCCCUGUCCGACACAGCAACCGAAGUCCUCGCCCUAGGCUGCCCCAGCCUGACACAUCUGAACUUGUCCUUCUGCGGAAGCGCUGUCUCUGAUCCCUCGCUCCGCUCUCUGGGACUCCAUCUCAGCAGACUCGAACAGCUGGCAGUGCGUGGUUGUACGCUUCCCGAGCUCCUGCGGCUACUGGGCCUGUACGUGGUAGCGCCGUACGCCGCAUAUCUCCUCUACAAGUUCGCACGUCAUGUACAAUUCAACAUAUGGGUCCGGACCAGCAAAGAAUUCGACAAGGUGCCUUCCCUCCCUCGACACUGGCUUCUCGGCAACCUCAUCAAUGCUGGCCAAAAGCUCGACCCCGGCCUCGGGAGGCACCCGGACCAGGGAAUGGAGGAGAUAUGGAACGAGCUGGGCCGGCCGUCAUGCUUCUGGCUCGAUUUCUCUCCCGUCGACAUUACCGUCCUAGUAAUUGCAGAUCCAGCUAUCGCAGAGCUCUGCAGUGAGCCCCGUCCCGGUCUGAAAUACUCCUUGCCCAAAUCUGACACUACCCAAUCUCUCAAUGGACUAUUGGGGAAGGAGUCCAUGAUCUUAGUCCACGGCGAAGAGUGGCGGGCUCUCAGGAGACGAUUCAACAAGGGCUUUGCGCCCCAGCAUUUGCAUUCACUCGCACCGCUCAUCCUCGAGAAGACACAGAUCUUCGUUGAGCGCCUCAAGACUGCCGCCAGGAAUGAGACCGUCUUCGAGCUACAGGAGUUCGCCCAGGACCUGACUACAGACAUCAUCACGAUGGUCUGCAUGGAGCGAAACUUCGGCGCCCAAACCACUCCCGACGGUCAAGGAGAAAAGUCUCGUUUCGGUAUCCUGACCACGAGCCGUGCCUUGAGCGCCCAAGCAUUCAAAGUCGGACAAGGAUUCAACGCCGCUCAGUACUUCGACCCCAUCCGGCCCAUCCUCUCCUGGCUCAACGAAACCACCCUCGACUGGCGCCUAUACAACUUCAUCCAGAAGCAGAUCACUCAAGAUAACACGAGCAACUCGCACAACAGCGCUUCAUCCACCUCCAAACCCGCUCGCAGCAUCGUCAACCUCGCAACAGACUCACUUGACCCAACGCCCGCCCUAAUCCGCAACACCGUCUCCCAAAUAAAAUCCUUCCUCUUCGCCGGCCAAGACACAACCGCGACCCUAAUCCAAUGGCUGCUCUACGAAUUGUCCAAAUGCACCGACAUCCAGCCCUUCGACCCGCUCUACGACCACUACAAGGCCCUCUACAAGGCCCUAGUGGACGAGCACGACUCCGUCUUCGGAAAAGGCGACCCGUUCUCCGCACUCACCCUCCUCGCUUCCCAAGAUGACACAGCCCUUACUUCACAGUUGCCAAUCACAAACGCAUGGGUCAAAGAAGCCCUCCGCCUGCACCCGCCCGCCUCGUCCGCCCGCUGGGCCAAGCCCCCUCCCCUCGACUCAGAAAAUCCGCCCAUCGAGAUCCCCAUCACCAACGCCGCCGACGGCAGCACAACCACCGCCACAAUCAACGGCUGA
This is a messenger RNA of Cyphellophora attinorum, 4083 nucleotides long. RefSeq names its product putative sterigmatocystin biosynthesis monooxygenase stcS. The transcript is spliced from 3 exons. Gene Ontology annotation, molecular function: heme binding; monooxygenase activity; iron ion binding. Bases 1 to 4083 code for a protein of 1360 amino acids. The record is from RefSeq and is a predicted model, not a curated record. NCBI's taxonomy places the organism in Eukaryota, Fungi, Ascomycota, Eurotiomycetes, Chaetothyriales, Cyphellophoraceae.